UUUUGCUGUAUAUUGUCGUCUGUCCAGAACUGGGAAUCGGAAAUGCUGGUCCAAUCGCCAAAUUCAUACUGAGUGAUUCCGUCCACGGCGAUUUGAAUUGUAUUGAGAAGGAUCGCCAUUUCAGCUUUCAAGGUAUUGUGUUUGGUUUGCAUAUCUCUCUGGUGUCUUUUCGAUCCGAGCUGUGCCAAUUUAUCGAACCCCUGGACGUAAUCUUCAAGCUGAUUUACCAGCAGUGGCAAAAUGGCCAGAACGAAACUGGCUGCUUCGAUGCCAGUAGCCAUCUUGGAGUGCCGGACUUAUGAAAAGCAAUGAGGAAGAGACAGUCUGUAUAGCAGGCGAGGCUGGGACUGAACGAGUGCAACAAAUGACCCUCAUACCCCGCUCUUUGUAACACCUGGGUUGCUCACGUCACGUUGGCGCUUGCAAGAGCCUUCACUUUGGCCUCCUUCAACUGAGGACAGGCAAAUUGACGCCAGAGCAUCAAAUAUGGCUCGGGCCAUCUCACCAUCUAUACAUGCAAUCAUUAAACGGUUGGAUGACUGGAGAUCAGAUGGAUGGUUUGUACUGUUCGAUGAUAAGGUUCCAGUAUCUCUCUGGGAAGAUGAAAUCGGGCGAAUGCGAGUGUGGGCUGCCGACAUUGGAGCCAACGCACAGGGCUCAAGGUCGCUGGACUACAGGCUGCGCGAUUCAUCUCACCUCAAAAGUCACGUCGCCCGUCUUCUAGAACAGCUUCUAAGGAACUGUGAAGAUCUGCAGGAGAUCGCAGAUCCCAGUCCGGCUGACAGGAAGCUUCCGAACUCUGAUAUGCAGGAAGAUCUUCGAGCAGAGCUCCAGUCAAUUUAUCACUCUGUGCAUGAUACAGUGGACUGUCUCUUCCGGCUUUCACCGGCAAUUCACCAACCUUCUAAACACGAUUUUGUUGUGGGGAUCGAGAAGUCUGACGUGGCUCAAUUUGAGCCUUACGAUCAACAGCUCGUUCUCAAUAGUUACCCUCAGGCAGAUGAACGCAUUGUUGUUCGACUUGGAACAGCGAUAUCACUGCGCCGGGCGAUCCUGCAGUAUAAGAGAUGUCGAUCAAAACUCGCUGGAGUACGCUUCGGACUCGAGAAUGGCGAGCCUGACUACCCGGGCAACCUAGAGCUUGGGGAUAUGGAGGAUUCAAAGGACUCCAAUUGCUCACGUGCAGCGCUUCUUGAACAAGAAGGCGAUGAAGCAAUGGUUUUUUUCCCCUGUCAGAUAGUGGAGGAAAGGUAUGAAUGCCCUUAUUGCUUCUUCAUGGUCCGGGUUGAUUGCAGUGAACAUGCUUGGGCCCAGCACGUCCUCAACGACAUCAUGCCAUAUGUCUGUGUCUUCCCAUACUGCCCAUCGCCUUUUCAGCUGUAUGAAUCACGGCAAGAAUGGUCCGCACACUGCCAACUUCAUCUCAAAGAGUUGGCUACUGGGGUCCUAGGCUAUCAACCAGAGUGUCGACCGGAGUACCCACGAGAGCGUCUACCAGAGUGGCCAACAGAGUGGCCAACAGAGUGUCCCUUAUGCACACUGAGCACAACUUCCGACACAAGUUGGGAGAGUCACGUUGCCAAACAUCUAGAGAAACUGGCACUACUUGCAUUGCGUUGGCAUGGGCGGGCGGACAAUGCAGAAGAGAGUCGUGUGGCCUACGGAUACAAUGUUGAUGGUCGCGCCUAUGGGAAUAUACCAGGACGGUUCCAGAGACAACCGUGGAGAGAUGCUCCUGAAUGGAAGGGUUUCGAGGCAGCAGAACCCAGCACUUCGGGGAAAUCGUCUUCUGGCAAAGACGCAGCAACGGAAUCCCAAUCUUGGAAACUUCUUUGGUGGGUAUGUUGUCGAUGUGGAGAAUCACGGAAUGCAGAAGCUGAAGCCAGCAAGUGCCUUUCUUGUAAACACUCUCGCUGCACAAGCUGUCGGUCAGUUGGAGGAUGAUGAUGUUCCCUAUGUAUGCAUGCAUGCAUGCAAACAUAUUUCCUUAUGUUCUAAGUUAUAGCAGAAUGUGAACUGAAUUACUUUUUAACACCAAGGAAAUUCUAAGGC
This is a messenger RNA of Aspergillus vadensis CBS 113365, 2052 nucleotides long. RefSeq lists its product as uncharacterized. NCBI's taxonomy places the organism in Eukaryota, Fungi, Ascomycota, Eurotiomycetes, Eurotiales, Aspergillaceae. Bases 487 to 1944 code for a protein of 485 amino acids. The transcript has a single exon. The record is from RefSeq and is a predicted model, not a curated record.